AUGUAUGUAAGUAUUUUAAUUAUUAGGAUAAUAGGUGGAUAUUUGUCAAGUUCGUUAAAUAAUGUAGAUAAUUGUUAUGCUAUUGAUAAUAAUGAAGAUAAUUUAUGUGGAUUUGUAUUAACAAUAAAUGAAAGUGAAAAAUAUGAUAAAUUAAUUCAAACAAAAUGGAUUGAACAACUUCAUGAGAAAUAUCCAAAUGUUGAUCAAAAUUUUUUUGAAUUAAUCAAAUGUCCACAAUGGAUUUAUGAUCAAUAUUCUGUUCGUAUACAAAUAUUUAUUGAUUUAGCAAUAAAAACCGAUGAAAUUUAUCAUGUUGGAUGUAAAUUAAUGAAAAUUAUUAGUGAAAAUCUUUCUCAACAAGGUAUUUCGAAAAUUAAAAUUCUUAAUGUUUUAAAAGCAUUAUUGUUUAUAGGUUAUGGUGGAUGUCAUGCUUUGUUAGAUGAAAGAAAUGUUUGUUUACAUAAAUUUUAUUUAUAUCUUGGUUUUACUGAUAUAGCAAAUAUUGAUCAAAAUGAUCAUAUGAUUCUUCUUGCUAAAAGAUUUUAA
Molecule: messenger RNA, 546 nt
Organism: Rotaria sp. Silwood2
Lineage: Eukaryota; Metazoa; Rotifera; Eurotatoria; Philodinida; Philodinidae
Source: the annotation of a GenBank genome assembly